CGCCUAAUUAUCUUCGCCGAACCCCAACCCACCCCAAUCCCAACAUCCUCAUAAAGAGGCCUUCCUCCGCUCGCUCCAUCCAUGGAUGCAAUACCGCUCCUCCUCUCUCCUCCCCCCCUCGGCCGUUAACCCAUUACGUCGCCCGCCCCGCCCCGCCCCGCAGGCACCCGUCGGCUAGAGGAAGAAACACCAGGAGGAGGAGUAGGGUUCGCCUGACGCUAUGCGCGUCAUAGUCCCGCUCCAGGCUGUGGUGCAGGGGAGAGGUGGCCUCGUCCUCGGCUCCCUCAUCCCCUGCGCCCUCUUCUACUUCCUCCAGCUCUACAUCCGCCGCGACCGCCGCUCCUCCUCCGCCUCCAACCUGCCCGAGCUCGCUCCCAUGCCUCGUUCGCUCUCUAGGAGCCUCCUCUCGCCCCGCGGCUCAUCCGGGCCCGCGCGUCUGUCAUCGCGCGGUGCUUCCGUCGCCCGGGAUGAUGACAACCCCUACUACGUCGGCCUUAAGAGGUGCGCCGAGGAUCCUUACCAUCACUCGUCCAAUCCCCGUGGCUUCAUGCAGCUCGGGUUGGCCGAGAAUUGGUUGUCGUUGGAUAUGAUCCGAGAUUGGUUGGUCGGUAAUGUAAAGGAGCCAUUGCUGUUAGAUGAGGAAGGAGAGUUGAGUAUCCACGGAUUGGCGACGUAUCAGCCUUAUGAUGGAUUGAUGGAUUUGAAGAUGGCUGUUGCUGAAUUUAUGGGUCAAGUCAUGCAGGGAUCAGUUUCAUUCCAUCCAUCACAAAUUGUGUUAACUGCAGGUGCUACUCCUGCAGUUGAGACACUAAGUUUCUGUCUGGCUGACCCUGGAAAUGCAUUUCUUGUUCCAUCACCUUAUUACCCUGGGUGGGAUAGGGAUAUCAAGUGGCGAACUGGGAUAGAACUUAUUCCUGUUCCUUGCAGAAGCACCGAUAACUUCAGCAUAAGUAUCGCUGCUCUUGAACUAGCAUACAACCAAGCAAAGAAGCGAGGUGUGAAAGUUUGUGCUGUUCUUGUCUCUAACCCCUCCAACCCAGUUGGUAAUCUAAUAGAUCGGGAAACACUAUAUGAUCUUCUGGACUUUGUCAUGGAGAAAAACAUACAUCUGAUUUCAGAUGAAGUCUUUGCUGGAUCAACAUAUGGGAAUGAUAGAUUUGUAAGUGUGGCUGAAGUUCUAGAUUCAGAAAACUUUGAUAGGAGAAGAGUUCAUAUAAUAUAUGGACUGUCAAAAGAUCUUUGUGUUCCAGGCUUUAGGAUCGGGGUCAUCUACUCUUACAAUGAAAAUGUCCUGGCUGCUGCGUCAAAGCUGGCCAGGUUCUCAUCCAUUUCGACUCCUACCCAAUGUUUACUUAUUUCAAUUCUCUCGAAUACAAAAUUCAUUACAGAAUAUCUCAAGGUAAACAAGGAGCAGUUAUGUGACAUGCAUGCCUUAUUUGUUGAUGGACUGAAACGGUUGGGUAUCAAGUGUGCUAGUAGCAGUGGUGGGUUCUAUUGUUGGGCAGACAUGAGUAUGUUUAUUCAAUCAUAUAAUGAGAAAGGGGAGCUUAAGCUGUGGGAUAAGCUGUUGAAUGAAGCUAAGAUUAAUGUGACACCUGGGUCAUCAUGCCACUGUAUUGAACCUGGAUGGUUUAGAUGUUGCUUCACAACAUUGACAAAGCAGGAUAUUCCUAUAGUUAUGGAAAGGAUCCACAGAAUUACUGAGAGCAACUAAGUUGUUGAAUUUUCAGAAUUUCCAUCUUCAGCUUGCAUUUUUUGAUAACUUAUGCAUGUGGCUCUCUGUUUGAAGAAGUGCAUUCCAAAAGUCGGAUGGCAAGAACUAAUUCCCAUUGGCAUUCAAUAGUAAAUAUAUAUAUUUUCAGUUUAAGAUUCGACCACCAUAGAUCUUUGAGUUCCCACUGUUACUGAAAGCUGGGACUAUAUCACAACAAACUUUGAGAGCUGGAUAGAAAGGUUAGUGUUGAAAUUUUAAGACAGUUAUGAACCCUUUGGUUGAGAGGCUCGAGUAAGCUCCUUGAUAUCAUAUGAUGUGGCUUCUAACCUUUGGGUUGCUUGAUGGUGCACUUCUUGCUCUGGUUUGUUAAAGGACAAUAUAGAGCCUCCAUAUUCCUGUUGCUCCCUGUUAAAAUUAAUUUGGGAUGCUAGUUGUCUAGCGGCAGAGGUAUAUUCAGAUUUCUCUCUCUCUCUCUCUCUCUUUUCUUUUUUUUUGGUACUAGUGGGGGAUGUCCACUGAAAUGCAAUUUUUUUUUGGUCUUGUUAUAACAUUUGUUGUAAUCUUCUCCACUACUUUAAGUCUCAGCUAAACAGGACCUAUGCCCGUGUAUCAAGUUGUAACAGCUCUUAAAGCAAAAUAUUGCUUAUUCUAAGCUUUUGAUUUGUUUUACUA
Molecule: messenger RNA, 2386 nt
Organism: Musa acuminata AAA Group (dessert banana)
Lineage: Eukaryota; Viridiplantae; Streptophyta; Magnoliopsida; Zingiberales; Musaceae
Product: 1-aminocyclopropane-1-carboxylate synthase 6-like
Exons: 4
Coding region: 221-1714 (497 amino acids)
Biological process (GO): biosynthetic process; amino acid metabolic process
Molecular function (GO): transaminase activity; pyridoxal phosphate binding
Source: RefSeq, a predicted model, not a curated record